Molecule: messenger RNA, 3968 nt
Organism: Chelmon rostratus (copperband butterflyfish)
Lineage: Eukaryota; Metazoa; Chordata; Actinopteri; Chaetodontiformes; Chaetodontidae
Gene: itpk1b
Product: inositol-tetrakisphosphate 1-kinase b
Exons: 11
Coding region: 279-1499 (406 amino acids)
Biological process (GO): inositol trisphosphate metabolic process
Cellular component (GO): cytoplasm
Molecular function (GO): inositol-1,3,4-trisphosphate 5-kinase activity; inositol-3,4,5,6-tetrakisphosphate 1-kinase activity; inositol-1,3,4-trisphosphate 6-kinase activity
Source: RefSeq, a predicted model, not a curated record
CCAGUCUCCUGGAUCCUGGGUGUGUGCAGUCAGUUCAACCUAGAGACUGAGAGAGAAAACACCAGGAACAUCUCAACGUGAGUCCAGCUGUGCCUGUCACCUGUCACCUCGUUUCAAAACUUCUUCUCUUUCUCCACCGGACGGACCGAGAAUGGGAAACUAUCCGAGCUAGUUUCUGAAGAGGUCAUACAUUCAGGGGGGAAACUGUGCUAAAAUUGCCAGGUUGAGCCUUCAGUCACACCGUUUACCUCCAGAGACGGAACAGGAGCACAGUGGAGAUGCAGACCUUCCUCAAAGGCCGGAGAGUCGGUUACUGGCUCAGCGAGAAGAAGAUGAAGAAGCUGAAUUUUCAGGCCUUUGCUGAUCUGUGCAGGAAAAGAGGAAUAGAAGUUGUUCAGCUGGACCUCAGCCAGCCUCUGGAGGAGCAGGGUCCACUGGACGUCAUCAUCCACAAACUGACUGACCUCAUCCUGGAGGCUGACCAGAAUGAUUCACAGGCUGUGCUGCUGGUGCAGAGAGUACAGGACUACAUUGAUGCCCACCCUGAGACUAUUGUCCUGGACCCUCUUCCAGCCAUCCGGACUCUGCUGGACCGCUGCAAGUCCUACCAGCUCAUCCACAGGAUAGAGAGCUGUAUGCAAGAUGAGAGGAUUUGCUCUCCUCCAUUCAUGGUCCUAAACACAGACUGCAGCCCAGAUGUGCUGGAGCAGAUCAAGAGGCAAGGACUCACAUUCCCCUUCAUUUGCAAAACACGGGUGGCUCAUGGAACCAACUCCCACGAGAUGGCCAUUAUCUUCAGUGAAGAGGACCUGAAUGACGUGAAGCCUCCUUGUGUGAUUCAGAGCUUCAUCAGCCAUAAUGCAGUGCUCUACAAGGUGUUUGUGGUGGGAGACUCCUACACUGUGGUGGAAAGACCUUCUCUGAAGAACUUCCCUGCUGGACAAGCAGACAGGAAAGCGAUUUUUUUCAACAGCCACAAUGUUUCCAAACCAGAGUCGUCCUCAGACCUGACCACGAGAGAGAACGUAGAGGGAGUGUCUCAGCCACCUAGCGAUGAUGUCAUCAGAGAGUUGUCCAGGUCAUUGCGGCAGGCGCUGGGCGUGUCCCUGUUUGGCAUCGACGUCAUCAUCAACAACCAAACGGGCCAGCAUGCCGUCAUUGACAUCAAUGCAUUCCCUGGUUAUGAGGGCGUCCCUGAGUUUUUCAAUGACCUCCUGAACCACAUCACCAGCGUGCUCCAGAGCCACAACCCUGACUUCGCCCCCUCCAGCGAGCAGCCCAAAGGCCUGCCGGUGAGCUCCACGGUACCGAACGCCACCCCGCCGGCCCCCGGCUGCUGCGGCAUGCUGGGGAAAGAGGCGAGCGGCAGCCCCUGGAUCGUAGAGGGCGACGGAGGGCUGAAGGGCCCACGUCAGAGACUGGGCUGCAACUCGGCCAUGUCCCCUAACUUCCAGCAGCACUGUGUCUCCACAAUAGCCACCAAGGCUUCCUCCCAGUGACUAAUCCCCUGCCCCCACUCCGUUUGACCCCUGAACAAAAAACGGAUGACAAUGGUGACAAUAAUAAUGAAUAAUAAUCAUAAUAAUUAUGAUGUUAAUGAUGAUAAUAUAUCUAAUCAAAAAACAAGCCUUUUCCUAUAUAGUUAUUGAAAACGAUGAUGAUUGGGUGUAAGCUUUUUUCUCUUUGCCUUUUUGUAUUUUUCGUUUUGUCUAAUGAGACUUAACAGUACUGUAAUGUGAACUUUUGGGAACUUUUGCCUAAUAGCUGAUUUUAUUUUUCUCUUGUGUGAGUUCUCUCUAAUGAAAGUGUAAUGGGAAUGGCCGAGUCAGGACUGGAGGAAGAUGUGCCGCUAGAUGUGCAAUGUAUGAUUUGUUGUUUCUAACUCACACACACACACACACACACACACACACACAAACACACAAACACAGGUACGGUUACAUUGUGCCAGUGACGUGUGUUUGUAUUCUGGUCAAUACCACUGACUCCUCUGCACAGAAUGAUGGGGAGGAAAGGUGGCUGGACAUUUGAACACUACUCCACAGAUCCCGGGCUGCUAUGUGACUGUGGCCAACCGACGGCAGAGGACAUAACCAGUCUGAACAUGAAUGACAAAGAUCGUUGUAGGUUUCGUUAGUUUGAACAAAGAUGUAAGCUGUUUACUUUUCCGAGUGCCAUCAAAUUUACUUCAAGAGUAGGAAGGACGCCGGCAGAAAAUACAUCAUCUUCAAAGAGAAGAAAGUAGAUCUCCAUAACAUGUGACCAAGUUUUGUUUUUUGAAAUGAUUGCUGUUGCACCAAUGUUUCUCGGUGUUUGAGUGUUUUAAUGUGUGUCAGACGCCGGAUGUUAGGCGUUCAACAAACGAGCCGCGUCCUUGUUUGAGUCCGAGUUUGAGUCGCUCCAGUGCAGGAAGACGAGGAUCACAUUCCUUUUUGUGUUUGUGGAUGUUUCCAGAGAAUUCCAUGAUAUUUCUUUUUUUUCCAGAAUUCCAGGGGGGAGGGGUCGUGUGAGAUUUUCUCAUCACUUUAUGUAAUCUCCUUAAACAGACUCUCCACAUGUCUUCAGUGCUUGUAUCUGUAACAUGAGCAAACUACUCUCCUGAGGCCGACUCGACCGAUCAACAGACUCUGGGCUGCUGUGUAGCUUGUCACUUUUCAGCGAGUUGUUAAUCAGAAAAUCAAUAAUCCCACUGAAAUGAUGGUAAAAUGUGUGUUUGAAUACCCAUGAUUGGGUAUUAAUUAAUUUGGUACCAUUAAAUGACAACAGAUCUCGAUAACUGAGAAAUUUGUUAAACUUCGACAACUCUCAUCUGAUUUUAUUUUUCUCGAACAGCCAACUUCGGUGGAAAAACCCGUCAGUCCAGUCGAUUCAUUCGCUUCAAGCUUAAAUUCUCUGUCGUCUGUUCCAGCUGCUGUAUUUGUGUCACAUGUUGAAAUCAUUUGGAGGGGAAGUGGGGGAGACGGUCCAGCUCUUGUUCCCAGUGUUCACUGUGAGAUUUUUUUACUCCAAUUUUGUUAAUAUCUUUGUCCUGAUAUCUACUAAGAGCAACUUUAUUUUAUUGAGAUUUUAUGGGGGAAAAAUGUUUUAUAUAAAUGAAACGAGAGCUUGGGAUGUUUUUGAACAAACAGUGGGUAUUUACUAGAGGUAUAGUAAAAUGCUGGGUCUGGUUGUACAGGUGGUGUCAAAGGGACAAAUGAGCUUGUGGUUGAUGCUGUGGUCUCCCUCUAGCAUCUAGUGGGAAGAAGUGCCAACCUGCAGCACAUCCCAAUUACUGCAUUCCUCUGAGCCUGCUUCUCUUGUCCCAGAGAGCUCCUCCUAGCUGUUUUAUUUCCUCCAUCAGUAUCCGAGGGAACUGACUGUCCUCUCGUUCGCCCUGUGAUCGUAAAUAAUAGUGUCAGCGCAGCCAUCUCACCAGCAUCUCUCUGGGACAAAAGAAUACCAAUUACAUUCUGAACAUUUCACUAGACGCAUCAAAUUGGGAGGAUAUUUCCACAACACAGUUAGCAUCCUGUUUUAAUCUCCUAAAUUUUAAGUGUCGUGAAGCAACAAUAAACUCAAAGGUAUCGCAGCAGGUUUAGGGGAAUCUUUCACAUUCUUUUUUCCCCUUGAUUCCUCAUCCAGAAAUGAGGGCAAAGUUGAGGGCGUGUCCGUUUAGACUCGUAUCUGUGUACACCACUAUAUUGUGUGUCCUAUGUUUUGCUCCUUAUCGUGCUUCUAAAUGGAAAAUAAAUGGUUACUCCUAAACUUGGUCAUUUCUGCAACCCAGACAGUGUCAUCAUGCUCCCAGCUUCCACCUGAAUGUUUACCUCCUGUGUGUCUUGUACAGUACGUGUAUAUAUGCCUAGGCUUACAUCCGUACAGUAUGUUGUUUUGUAUCAGUUCUGUAAUUGGGAGGAAUCCACAAUUUUGUGACCUUUUUUUAAUUAAAUGGCCAAAACAAGAGGGUGAAAUAAACGUGCGAAAACUUA